This is a messenger RNA of Nematostella vectensis (starlet sea anemone), 1368 nucleotides long. RefSeq names its product cyclin-Q. Gene Ontology annotation, biological process: regulation of transcription by RNA polymerase II. The transcript has 6 exons. The coding region runs from base 158 to 982 and encodes 274 amino acids. Gene Ontology annotation, cellular component: nucleus. The record is from RefSeq and is a predicted model, not a curated record. NCBI's taxonomy places the organism in Eukaryota, Metazoa, Cnidaria, Anthozoa, Actiniaria, Edwardsiidae. Gene Ontology annotation, molecular function: cyclin-dependent protein serine/threonine kinase regulator activity.
GCUCAUAGAUAAGUUUUCUGUGUUGAUGAAAAUGUUCUAGGUCUGUAAAAUGUUGAAUAUUUGUUUCAGGAAUAAUAACAGAAAUAUAUUUCUGGUAGCCUUACCAGAAAGAUAUUCCACGUGGUGGUAAUGCCUUGUAUUUCAAACGAACAGUUAUAUGAUGGAAUCCAAAAAUAUCAAACUCUCUCCGACUCAUCACCGUCCGAAAGCUGCGAGAUCGGGUUAUGAAUCAAGCGAUAAUUCCCCCGUAGCACAGAGACAAACUCCAGAAGAAAGAGCAGCAAGAAGAAAAGCAACAUAUGCAUACCUUAAGGAGCAUUUUAAGGUUACACAGUUCAUUAUGGAAUCUGGGGCCAAGUUGAGCCUUCCUCAAAACGCAAUGUCAUCUGCUUGUGUUUUAUACCAUCAGUUCUGGAAAGGCUGUGAUCCUAAAGAUUUUGAUCCUUAUCUUAUUGGGAUGACAGCAAUCUAUCUGGCUUCCAAAGCAGAGGAGUGUCCAUGUAAAGUGAGAGAUGUGAUAAAUGUAUGCUACAGGAGUUCUCAUAAGGACUCUCCAUGUCUUGAGAUUAAUGCACGGUACUGGGAGCUACGUGAGAGUGUUGUCAACUGCGAGUUACUCAUGCUACGAGUCCUGGGCUUCCGUGUUAGCUACGACAACCCACACAAGUAUCUUCUUCACUACCUGAAGGGGCUGCAAGACUGGACAUGCCCAGGCAUGUGGGAGCGAAGUCAGGUCCCACAGAUCAGCUGGUCGUACCUUCUUGAUAGUCACCACAUUCCGCUAUGCCUGGAGUACCCUCCCGCGCAUGUGGCUGUUGCUUUGUUACACUUUGCUGUGGAGUGCGUUGGACUAGAGGUGCCUUCCCAGGAGGCUGUGCGACCUUGGUGGAAGGCACUGUGUUCGGAUGUUACACCUGAACUGAUCCAAAGUAUUACUGAAGAUGUCAUGGAUAUGUAUGACUUUGAAAAUAAACCAGUUUGAUGUAAACUCACCAGUGAUUCCAUGGACAACGCCACAAGUAAGUGGAGUUCCUGUUACUGCAAGUAACAAGUGGGGAGGUAUCCCAAAAAGCCAACUGGACAAGAAGUAGGGGAUACUCCAAUAGAACUUGUGUGAACUUCGGAAAAAUAUCAUACCAGCGAAAUCCUAUAGAGAGGGACAAAUGGUCAGGUGUUGAUAUCCCAACUGAUAAAAUUGUUUAUCGCUACACCAUUUCUUAAAUGAUGAAGUAAGAGCGAAUCAACAGCGAGGAGGGAUACUUAGCGGAGAAAAGAAACAUUUGAUCAGAUAGUUUAUGAAGUGAGGCCACGGAUAAAACCCAACAGAUAAACGCAACGGAAGAGAUGCCACAGAAGAAACGCCACAGA